UUUUAGGCAUAAAAUGUAUAAUAAUGCAAAACAAAAAAAAUUUGAAGUGACAAUGAAAAAUAUAGGGCAGAAAAGAAAACAUCUUACAGAUGUAGAAAUUGGACGAAUUAUUGAAGCUGCUGACCAAGGAGAGUCUCACAGAAGCAUUGGAAAGCGUUUUAAACGAGAAAACGCAACUAUUAGUAGAUUGGUAAAGAAAUACAAACACACUGGUAAAACUGAAAGGGCUGUUGGAUCUGGGAGAAAACCGAAAACUUCAAAAAUGGAAGAUCGCUACAUUCUUAAUGCUGUCAAAAAAAAUCGUAAAAUCACUCGUUCUGAGAUAAAACUAGAUUUGAACCUUACUAAUAUCUCAAAGUGGACAAUAUCUCGCAGGAUUAAAGCAUCAAGUGAUUUUUUUCUGGAAAGCAAAUUAAAAAACCUUUUGUUAGUGAAAUCAAUCGAAAAAAGCGUGUAAAGUGUGCAUUGAGCACUAAGAUUAGACAUGUGAACAAUGGGCUAACGUUAACAAAUGGAGACUGCGGCGAGUCUCCAUUUGUUUUGUAUUAUAAUGGUCGAUCCAGUGGCGUUCCUAGUUAUGGUGUCACCCGGGGCGGCAAAUAGGGUGUCACCCAUAUAUUAUAUGUAAUUAUUUUUAUAUACGAAAUUAUUAAAGCAGUAUUUAGAAACGUUGACACAUGUAAUUUUAAACCUUGUUUUCGACAAUAAUAAUUUAGUG
Messenger RNA from Hydra vulgaris (swiftwater hydra), 718 nucleotides. The record is from RefSeq and is a predicted model, not a curated record. Lineage: Eukaryota; Metazoa; Cnidaria; Hydrozoa; Anthoathecata; Hydridae.